AUGAUGCCUUCUUCGUAUAUUUCACCGUUAAUCUCGCCAAAUUACACCUCACCAUCACCAAAUAUAUCACCCGUGUCUCUUUCGUCAUAUGAUUCACCUGAUUCUAUAGUUCCCAAUGGUGGUGCACUUAACGAUAAUAAUAAUAAUAGCAAUAACCAUAUUAAAAAUAAAAAUAUCAAUAAUAUAAGUAAUAAUAUUAAUAACAGUAAUAAUAAUAUCAAUAAUAUUAAUAAUAAUAAUAAUAAUAAUAACACCAACACCAAUAAUAAUAAUAAUAAUAAUAUCAACUCAUCUCAAAACUCUGUGGGCAGUAUUCCAAGUCAAAAUAUUUAUACAAAUAGUAUCUACUAUAAAGAAUUUAUAAAAUCACUUGGCUUAAGUAGCCAAGAUUUAAGUGAUAGUCAAGAAAUAUAUAGUAGCCAAGAGAUAUCCAAUAGUCAAGAUAUAAGUAAUAGUCAAGAUAUAAGUAAUAGUCAGGAAAUAACUAAUAGUCAGGAUAUAAAUAAUAGUCAAUUAAAUUCUAAUAGUAAUAGUAAUAAUAAUAAUAAUAAUAAUAAUAAUAAUAAUAAUAAUAAUAAUAAUAAUAAUAAUAAUAAUAAUAAUAAUAAUAAUAUAAAUAAUAGUAAUAGUAAUAAUAAUAAUAGUAUUCAUAUCAAUAAUAAUAGUAGUAAUAAUCAUAAUAAUAGUAGUAAUAAUCAUAAUAAUCAUAAUAAUUACAUUAAUAGUCAAACAAAAUAUAGUAGUCAAGAUAUUAUUAGUAGCCAAGAAUCAAAUAGGAGUAUAAAAUAUAGAGAUAUUAAUAUUACUCAUUUAGAUACAAAUAAUAAUAUUUCUAUUUCACAAACUGAUUCACAUAUACAUUUUAUAAUUGGUAAAGCUAUAUCAACCCCAUCGACGCCUUCAAGUGGUCAUUAUAGUUCAAAUAGUUUAUUCACUACUCCUUUAUCAUCACCUUCAAAGCUUUAUGCCUUUAAAUCUCCUGUACAUACUACUAAUUCUUACAAUAACAAUAACAAUAACAAUAAUUAUAAUAAUAAUAAUAAUAAUAAUAAUAAUAGUAAUAUUAAUAACAACAACAACAGCAACAAUAAUAAUAAUAAUAAUAAUAAUAACAACAAUAAUAUAUCAAAACCAAACUUUUAUCAAGACACAAGCACACAAACUGAACUCGAAUCUGUAAAUAAUAAUACAACUAAUAAUAAUAAUAAUAAUAAUAAUAAUAAUAAUAAUAAUAAUAAUAAUAAUAAUAAUAAUAAUAGUGAUGAUGAUGGUAUAAAAACAAGUGAUGUAAAUAAUAAUAAUAAUAAUAAUAAUGGCAAUAGUUGUGGACGUAAAAGAAAACUAUUUGAAAGUGAAACAGAAAGACAAUCAUCAUUUCAUGAAAAUGAUAAUGCUCACCAACCAAAGAAAAAUAUAGUUAAAAAGGAUAAUAAUAUUCAAUUUCGACAUUUAAAUAGAAAAACUAUGGCAGUGAUUAAUUAUGAAUCAAAAAAUUUAACGAUAAAUAAUUCGGGAGAAGCUUUAGUUUAUUUAAAUGGAGCACUCUUAAAAAAAGAAACUAAAUUGGUUCAUAUGGAUCAUAUUAAUUUGUACAGUCAAACAUAUAUUUUUAAAGAUAGAAAAUUUACAGAUAAAAGCGGGAAGAUUCUCUCUGAACCUAUCCUCGAGGAUGACGAAUUAGAGAUAGAUGAUGAUAUUGAUGAUGAUAUUGAUAAUGAUGCAGAGACAAAGAAAAAGAUAGAAAAAGAAAAAGAGAAAGAAAUACUGAUAGAAAGAGAAAGAAAAAGAAAAAGAGAAAAGGAAAUAGAAGCAGAAAUUGAAAGAGAAAGGGAGGAACAAAUUGAAAGAGAAAAACAAAUUGAAAGAGAAAAACAAAUUGAAAGAGAAAUACAAAAAGAAAUACAAAGAGAAGUACAAAGAGAAAUACAAAGAGAAAAAGAAAUACAAAGAGAAAAAGAAAUACAAAGAGAAAGGGAAAUAGAAAGAGAAAGAGAAAUACAGAGAGAAAUACAGAGAGAAAUAGAAAAAGAAAGAGAAAGACAAAGAGAAUUAGAAAGAGAAAGAGAAAGAGAAAGAGAAAAAGAAAAAGAAAAAGAAAGAGAAAUAGAAAGAGAAAAACAAAGACAGAGAGAAAUAGAAAUAGAAAAAGAAAGAGAAGAAAAAGAAGCUAGAAAGAGUAUUUUAAAAUCACCAAAGAAAAUUAAUAUUACCCCUGUAAAAUCAUCACCAUCUGUAAUUUCUAAACCAACACCAAUGAGAACGAGAAGAUCAUAUAUGACAGAUUCACCAAUUGAAAAUCAAUCACCUCGUGUCACUAAAACGCCUCUAUCACUGCCAACUCCUAUAUCACCAAAAAUGCAAACAAAAACAAUUACAAAAACAACUAAAACAACCAAAAAAUCGUUAACAACAACAACAACAACCACCACCACAACUACAUUAUCAUCACCAUAUAAACCACCACCACCAACACCAACACAUUCAAAACCAGAUAUCGAUACAUCACCACCAGUUAAACAAACAAAUUACAAAACUCAAUCAAAACCAUUGGCCCAACCAACUCAAAAGUCAAUGUUCCUAUCACCCCGAAAAUCAACAACAACAAAAACAACAACAACAACGACAACACCAUCAUCACCGCCACCAAAAAAUCAAUUGGUUCAAUCACCUAGACAAUCAACAACAACAACAAAAACAACAACAACAACACCAAAAACUUUACCAAAAUCACCAACUUUAAAAGUAGAUCCAAUACCAUUGGUUCAAUCAGUUCGACGAAGACAAUCAGUACCAAAAACACCUUUAACAAAACUAUCAUUAAAAGUUUUGGCUCAAUCAACUCCAAAAUUAUUGGUUCAAUCAACUCCUGUUGGUUCUAAAACUCCAACUCCAACAAAAACCUUUUUGAUUCAAUCAAUUCCAAAACUAUUGAUUCAAUCACCUUCAGAUUUAUUGAAUGACUCUGAAUCAAUGAUUGAAUCCGAUUGUGAAUCAAUUUCAGGGCCAAUGAUUGAAUCUGAUUGUGAAUCAAUUUCAGAGCCAUUGACUCAAUCUAACAUUCAAUCAAUUCCACCAUUGAUGGUUGAUAAUUCACGAGCGCUAUCUAUCCCAUCAAUACAUGGAAAAGCAUUUGUUUUAUCUGACCCUAUUAAAGGAAAAUCUGUUUUAAGAGAUUUUAUAAUAGCAAAUAAUGGAUUUAUUGUGGAUAGUUUAAACUUUAGUUUUAGAGGAUGUUAUGUUGUAUCUGAUGAUCAUCCAUUUUUCCCACGUGAAUUAAGUCGAAUCAAUUAUAAAAAGAAAUUCACUAUUAUUUCUGAAAAUUCUGUUUAUAAAGGUCAAUUGUUACCAAUGAGUUUUUCCAAGAUUUUUACAAAAAAGAAUUUUUCAAUAUUCCCAAGUUUUGAAGAUCUUUCAUUGAAAGAUAUAGAAGAACUUGAAAAUAAUCAAUUCAUUAACGAUACUAUAGGUCACUCAAUUAAAGCUGUUGAUUUUUGGAAAGAUACCAAAGCAGAUAUUGAAAGUGCUGGUGGUUCAUUUAAAAACUAUAAAGAAAUGAGAGGACGAGAAGGAGCUCACUAUUGUUUGUGUUUGAUAAGACCACAACACGAACUUAGUGACAGAAUUCAAAAAUUAGUUACAUUGGAAUGGUUCUUUGAUUGCAUAAAGGAUAACAAGCUUAUGGAUCCUGAUACCAUACCAGAGUAUACUAUUAAAACAUAA
Molecule: messenger RNA, 3720 nt
Organism: Dictyostelium discoideum AX4
Lineage: Eukaryota; Evosea; Eumycetozoa; Dictyosteliales; Dictyosteliaceae
Exons: 4
Coding region: 1-3720 (1239 amino acids)
Source: RefSeq, a predicted model, not a curated record